Brachypodium distachyon (stiff brome) is the source of this 2621-nucleotide messenger RNA. RefSeq lists its product as uncharacterized. The coding region runs from base 341 to 2284 and encodes 647 amino acids. Gene Ontology annotation, biological process: negative regulation of DNA-templated transcription. NCBI's taxonomy places the organism in Eukaryota, Viridiplantae, Streptophyta, Magnoliopsida, Poales, Poaceae. The transcript is spliced from 2 exons. The record is from RefSeq and is a predicted model, not a curated record.
AGGAGGCAUGCAGGAACACAUAAAAGCCAUUCCAUCGGCCCGCGCUCGCUCUUCACAGCUCUCUCAAUCGCUCCCUGAGGUAGAGCUGUCCCCAAAAUAAUACACGGGAGCUCCUCCUCAGUACUCAGUUCCAUGUUGAUUCUUCCGGUCUGAUCGUAUCUGUACAUGUAACCGGAGCCUGGCUGUGUCCAAGGCGCCGGCGGCAUUUGGUGAGGCCACGACAAGAAGGAAUCAAGGUUAUAGCUUCACCUGAAUGCAGGGGGCACCUGCUCCUUGCGGCGGCGCUUGGACGGAAUAAAUAAAGGAGUUGCAGCAGAGAGUACGUCGUCGUCCCCGGCCGAUGGAGUCCAGUCCCGAAGGCUUCGUUCCACGCGCGCACCAGGCGCCGAUCAAAUGCCCAAGCGCCGCCGAGGACCCGGACCAGCAGCCGACUCCGACGGUGUCGUCCGCGGAAUUCCUCCAGUUCAAGAAGAAAGCGGCGACGAUCGUGGAGGAGUACUUCUCGACGGACGACGUGGGCGCGACGGCGAACGAGCUGAGGGAGCUGCGCGUGCCGUGCUACCACUACUACUUCGUGAAGAAGCUGGUGUCCGUGGCCAUGGACCGGCACGACAGGGAGAAGGAGAUGGCAGCCGUGCUGCUGUCCUCGCUCUACGGCGACGUCAUCGACCGUCCGCAGGUGUACAAGGGGUUCUCCAAGCUCACCGAGUCUUGCGACGACCUGUCCGUCGACAUCCCCGACGCCGUCGACAUCCUCGCCGUGUUCGUCGCCCGUGCCGUCGUCGACGACAUACUGCCACCGGCGUUCCUGGCGAAGCAGCUGCCGUGCCUGCCGGACGGGAGCAAAGGCGCCGAGGUCAUCCACAGGGCGGACAAGAGCUACCUCUCCGUGCCGCACCACGGGGAGAUCAUCCUGCAGCGGUGGGGCGGGAUCAAGAGCAUCACCGUGGAGGAGGCCAAGGCCAAGAUCGCCGACAUCCUGGAGGAGUACCUAGCCGCUGGAGACACGGCCGAGGCCUUCCGUUGCAUCAGGGACCUUAAGGUCCCCUUCUUCCACCACGACGUCGUCAAGCGUGCGCUCGUCCUUGCCGUGGAGCGUGGCGGCGCCGCCGAGGGCCGCAUCCUGAACCUCCUCAAGGCGGCGUCCGACGAAGGCGUCAUCAAUGAGAGCCAGAUGAUCAAAGGGUUCAACCGUUUGACCGACUCCGUCGAUGAUCUGACGCUUGACGUGCCAAACGCGAGGUGCCUCCUGAAAUCCAUAAUCCUCAAGGCUUCGUCGGAGGGCUGGCUGUGCGCGUCGUCCCUGAAACCAUUGGGUCCGGAGCCGAAGAAGAAGGCCGCCGUGGACGACACGGCGGUUAGGAAUUUCAAGGCGAAGGCGCUGUCGAUCAUACAGGAGUACUUCCUGACAGGGGACAUCAUCGAGUCCGUGAGCAGCCUGCAGGCCCAGAACAAGUCGUGUGCCUCCUCUUUCAACGCCAUCUUCGUCAAGAAGCUGGUCAGCGCCGCGAUGGACCGGAAGAACCGCGAGAAGGAGAUGGCAUCCGUGCUGCUGUCCGCGCUCUCCAUGCCGCCGGACGACGUCGUUGCAGGGUUCCAUCUCCUGAUCGACUCCGCGGAGGACGCCGCGCUGGACAACCUUGCCAUAGUCGAGGACCUGGCCAUGUUCUUUGCCAGGUCAGUGGUCGACGAGGUGAUAGCGCCGUCGGACCUGGAGGCAUUGGAGGAGGAGGCCGGCCGGCGCAAGGCGGCGAGCUCCCCCGGCAUGCUGGCGCUCCGGAACGCGCACGCUCUGCUCGGCGCAAAGCUCUCCGCGGAGCGGAUCCUGCGGUGCUGGGGCGGCGGCGGCGGCGGCAAGGCCGGCUGGGAGCUGGACGAGGUGAAGGACAAGAUCGGCAAGCUGCUGCAGGAGUACGACUGCGGCGGGGGCGUCCGGGAGGCGUGCCGGUGCAUAAAGGAGCUCGGCAUGCCGUUCUUCCACCACGAGGUGGUGAAGAAGGUGCUCGUGGCGAUCAUCGAGAAGCGGGGCAUGGACGAGCGCCUCUGGGGCCUGCUCGGCGAGUGCUACGGCCGCGGGCUCAUCACGCCGAACCAGAUGACCAAGGGGUUCCAGAGGGUGGCUGACUGCAUCGAUGACCUCGCGCUCGACGUGCCGGACGCCGGGGAGCAGCUCGGCCGCUGCGUCGAGCGCGCCAAGGAGGGAGGAUGGCUCGACGCGUCCUUCUCCGUCACGAAGCCGGGGCUGCAGGUCCCAGAUGGCGCCGCCAUUGGUGUCUGCUCGUGAGCACCGGUUACAUGCAACGCUGACAUUCCAAGGGAGUUCUUUUGCAACUUUAUGCCGUUAUAUAUUACAUGUAUGCAUAUACAGAUAUACUCACUCCGUUUCAUAAAGAUUGGCGCGGUUUUGAACUAGAGCUAGUUCAAAUCCGUGACAAUUUUUAUGGCACGGAGGGAGUAUGAGAAAAGACGAUCGAUUAGGAGUACAUAUGUUCGCCCAAGAAUGUUGUCAUAGGAUAGCGAUUUUUUUUCGUGGCGUUUAGCAUGGAGGAUUUGUGUAUCGAAGAGUUUGUGUUUGCCAUUCUUUUUUAUAAUAUACUGUCAUGUGGUGUUUUGUUCGUCAA